Cladophialophora carrionii CBS 160.54 is the source of this 1584-nucleotide messenger RNA. RefSeq lists its product as uncharacterized. Bases 1 to 1584 code for a protein of 527 amino acids. NCBI's taxonomy places the organism in Eukaryota, Fungi, Ascomycota, Eurotiomycetes, Chaetothyriales, Herpotrichiellaceae. The record is from RefSeq and is a predicted model, not a curated record. The transcript has a single exon.
AUGGCAUCUCCUGCGAUACGUCCGAGCAGGCCUGUUGGCUUAUUCGAUCCUCGACAAGAGGGCGAGUACCCUAUUAUCCUGGGAGACAGCUUGGAUCAGGACACUAAAUCCAAGGACGCCUUUGUGAACAUCCGCUAUAACUGGCAACCGAAAUCUGGUUUUCUAGAUGGCCGCGAGAGUAAGUUGAGGAGGUCGGGAGAUCGAUGGCAUCUUGAUGUAUCGAACAACAGCUCCGGGAAUUACCAAUAUGUGAGCAUAGCGACUCAUGACCAAUCUGGGACAUCUGAGGAAGGGACAAGACCUUUGAUGCUCAUUUUCGAUGAAUCCAAAUCUGCCUUUGUCCUUGAAGCUAUCUCUGCGACUUUGGAUAUGAAUCUCAAAGCUGGACCCGGCAUGCCCAGGGACGCUGCUCGAGAUCUACCACAACUCCACAAGGAUCAGCAAACGAGCAAGAAAGAGCCACAAGCGAACGGGCAUUCGGGCACUUCAGCCGACGAUGAGACUCCCGAUGCAUCCAAUCCCUACGAUUUCCGUCAUUUCCUAGCCGAAGCGCGCGAAAAUGCAGGGAAAUCUACGCAAGCUCCAGGAGCUCACACGCCCAUGCCAGGAAGCCGGACACCAUUGAGCGGAACAUCCACGCCCGUCCCAGGCGGAAAUCGCUUCUUGCCCACAACACCGCAAUUCCGGCCGUCACAGACGAAUACCACAUCAAAACCUACAGAACAGCGAAAAUCCAAGGUCGAAACGACAGGGUCACGGAGUAUCAAAGCCGCGACGAAACCGACCGUGAAGCGAGAUAGCACAAAGAAAGAUCAACCACUCAGCAAAGCCACCAUCUCCGACUCGGACGAUUCCGAGAACGAGACCAUCAACGUCGCGAAGCCAGCUGUCUCGGCAUCAAAGCCUACAGCCUCGAAACCUUCUAGACCACUCGGCGCGAAAGGGCAUACUCGCAAUAUCUCGGCCAACAUUGGCAGUUCACCACAUAUCAUUAUUAACGACGAUGACGGCGACCUCGAAAUUGACAUGGGCAGUCCACCCCCGGAGGAUGAACGAUCUCGUAGACGCGGAAGAGUCGAUCCGGAAGCGUUCAGGAGUCACACGGGCACGCCGAUCGGCGGAUUGAGUUCCAACUUCAGACCGACAAGUAGACCCAUCUCCAGGCCGCCGGUGGUGGAGGAGUCAGCUCGUGGCUACGGCCGAGAGAGGGAUGGAGAUGUUCGGAUGAAAGAUAUCGAAGCCGCUUCCGAGGAAGAUGAAGACGACGACGUGGAGGAAUUCAAGCUGGGUAGCCCGAGAGAACAGAGCAGUGCCCCUCGACGAGGCGAGGUGUCGAGGGACGAACCAGACGACCAUGAACAGGCCGGAGGCCGUCAGCCGUCUCAGGAGGCCCACCAGACGCCACCAACCCCGCCCGCCCCAGCCAACACGUACGACGAGGACGAUGAAGACCUACUUGAAGCGGCAUUGGAGGCGGCGCUGGAGGAAGAAAACGGGAAUCAGAGUACCGGUGUCGGGCUGGGGAUUGGCAUGACGAAUAGCAACGUACAAGAUGACGAGAGUGAGGUUAGCGAGGAGGAGUAA